Molecule: messenger RNA, 1449 nt
Organism: Macrosiphum euphorbiae (potato aphid)
Lineage: Eukaryota; Metazoa; Arthropoda; Insecta; Hemiptera; Aphididae
Source: the annotation of a GenBank genome assembly
AUGGAGCCUUUGUCAAAAAUUUCACUCAAUAAUCAGAUUGUUACAAUGCGUCAUAUCGUACGUAAAUCAAAAGUGCAUACAAUACACAAAUUAACGCGGGAAGCAAAAAAAUUAAAAGAAAAAAAAGGAAGUGAAGAACAACUUAUCAAAAAUAAAAAAAAAGCUGACCGCUUUAUCAGUGAAUUAAUGGUGAUAAAGAAAUUGAAUGAUGACGAUGUUACAAAAUAUGCCUUACAAAAUGAAGUACCUUCUGCUAAAAUAUUAAAUAGUAUAGACAUAACAUUGGAGACUAGAGCAUUAGCAAGGUUAGCUGGACAUAAGUUUAUAAUAGAUGAAGUUCAAAAAUUUAGAAGCAAAUAUUCUGAUUGGAAACUGUGCAUAACAGAUUUGUUGAAUGAGUUAGGUGCUAAAUAUAGAGCCAAAAAAAAACCCAAUAAAAAUAAAUUAAUUAAGACAGAGGUCAAAACUAAAAUUCUGAAUAAGAACAAUAAAGAAAUUAAAAACAUAGAAGAAUUUGGAUAUGAUCAGUCUGAAUCUGACGAUCAGUCAGUGUGUGACGGUGCUCGGUCUGAGCCUGAAGAUCAGCCAGUGUCUGGGAGUGAUCAGUCUGAGCCCGAAGAUCAGUCAGUGUCUGACGGUCCACAGUCUGAGAACGAAGAUCAGUCAGUGUCUGACGGUCCACAGUCUGAGAACGAAGCUCAGUCGGUGUCUGACGGUGCUCAGUCUGAGCUCGAAGAUCAGUCAGAGUCAGAAAAUGGUUUAAAAAGUGACAGUUCAUUAGUGCAGAAAAGGUUGCCUCAUGAAGACAAUACAAGUAGUGAUGAAUAUCAAAACAAUGUGUCAAAAGGCUCAAAAAUUGUAACCUCAAACAAUAAAGAACUGUUUGCCAGAAACAAAGAUGAAUGCCCAAGUACAUUAGACAUAAGUGUAAAUUAUUCACAAGGAAAAACAAAUGUUUUUAACACAGAACUACCCAAGAAAAACUUACAUUUGUCUGCUAAUGAAAUUUUCGACAACAUUGAUGUAAACGUUGAUAAAAAUGUAUCAAAAAGAAAAGCGAAACAAAAUAUUUCAAAUAAAACUGACAAUAAAAAAAAAAGAAUUGCAGUAAAUGAAAUCAAGCCUGUUUGUGAAACAGUUGAUUCAUUUUUCAUGACUGUUGACAAUAAGGAUUACAUGUCUGUAUACAAACCACCACCAGCGACUGAACGAGACAUUGAAGAACGUACUAAAGUAGAACAUCAAAAACCAAUUAAAGAAUUUUUCAGUAAAGGUAAAAAAGUGAUUAUUGGUAAACAAAACAACAUGGGCAAUCGAAGAGAAAGAAGGCAGCAACAAGUUGAGGAAUCUGUUGAUACAGCAUUACAUCCGUCAUGGGAAGCAAAACGUAAACAAAAGUCAUUGGUCAAAUUUGAAGGAAAGAAAAUAACAUUUGACGAUGAAGAUUAA